AUGGAUUUUGAAUUAGAGCCAUCACUCAAGUCGGUUAUCGAUCACGAGAGUCUCAAGUGGAUCUUUGUUGGAGGAAAAGGUGGUGUUGGUAAAACAACCACCUCCAGUUCGGUCGCCAUCCAGCUGGCUCUGGCUAACCCCAACAAGAACUACCUUCUAAUCUCCACAGAUCCGGCUCACAACCUGUCUGACGCUUUCUGUCAGAAGUUCGGCAAAGAUGCCAGAAAGGUUGAAGGCAUGGACAACUUAUCGUGCAUGGAGAUUGAUCCUAGUGCUUCUAUGCAAGAGCUGCAGGCCUCUUUCGGCGAGAGCGAUGGUAAUGAUCCUUUGAAAUCGAUAAUGGGCGACGUCAGCUCAUCGAUUCCGGGUAUUGACGAAGGCUUGUCUUUUAUGGAGGUAAUGAAACAUAUCAAAAAUCAGACUUCUGAAGACAACGAGGUUAUCAAGUAUGAUACCAUCAUCUUCGAUACUGCUCCAACAGGCCAUACUUUGAGAUUCUUGCAACUUCCUACAACAUUGGGCAAAUUGCUUAGCAAGUUCAAUGAGCUCAGUGGAACCUUAGGUCCAUUGAUGAACAUGAUGGGUGGUAAUCAGAAGCAAGAAAUAUUCGCCAAACUGAAGGACUUGCAAGAACAGGUGUCUGAGGUAAAUAAGCAGUUCCAAGAUCCAGAGCUUACCACUUUCAUUUGUGUGUGUAUCUCCGAAUUCUUGUCACUUUACGAAACCGAGAGGCUCAUCCAAGAACUGAUAUCCUACAACAUGGACGUGAACUCCAUCGUCGUCAACCAGCUGUUGUUCUCAGAUGAUCAUGACUGUCAGAGGUGCAAAGCCAGAUGGAAGAUGCAAACAAAGUACUUGGACCAAAUGGAUGAGCUCUACGAGGAUUAUCAUGUUGUGAAGAUGCCGUUGCUCGGAAUGGAGAUUAGAGGCGUUGAUAACUUGAAGAAGUUCUCCAAGUUCUUGAUUGAACCUUAUGAUCCUAAGAAGGAUGGUGCUCUUGUUUUUGACCUGGAAGAAAAAUAA
Molecule: messenger RNA, 1023 nt
Organism: Kuraishia capsulata CBS 1993
Lineage: Eukaryota; Fungi; Ascomycota; Pichiomycetes; Pichiales; Pichiaceae
Exons: 1
Coding region: 1-1023 (340 amino acids)
Biological process (GO): post-translational protein targeting to endoplasmic reticulum membrane
Cellular component (GO): GET complex
Molecular function (GO): ATP binding; ATP hydrolysis activity
Source: RefSeq, a predicted model, not a curated record